GUGUGCCGAGGAACUACACCACCGCCUUUGAAUUGGCUGAUGUCGCGUCCCAAACCACUGAGGCGCACACGGUGACCGCAAUGAUCGUCCUGGGCAAUAUAUACCGGCGGGGGUUAGGAGGGGUAGAAGUGGACCCUCAGAAGGCCUUUGGCUAUUUUGACGCGGCGGCUAAGUAUGCAGCACCUUUGGCGUUGCUGUCGAUGGCUG
Messenger RNA from Sphaeroforma arctica JP610, 207 nucleotides. RefSeq lists its product as hypothetical. The annotation marks the transcript as partial. Gene Ontology annotation, molecular function: protein binding. The record is from RefSeq and is a predicted model, not a curated record. The transcript has a single exon. NCBI's taxonomy places the organism in Eukaryota, Ichthyosporea, Ichthyophonida.